ACGUCACAUCGUGCCGCGCCACCGGGCUUGUUUCGGUUUCUCUUUUCUAGAAAACAGAGCACUUGUUGAAACCCGACUGACCUGCGGAGCUACAAAUGCCUGUCUGAGGGGGAAAAGUCCACUUUCUCAGCCAGAAUACAGAGGUCCUCCUCAGUCAGGAUGGCAACUGAAGGGCGCACGGUCAAAGUGAGUGGUCUCCCAGUGCACAUGUCUGAAAAUCGGCUGGUAGACAAAAUCCACAUCCACUUCCUGCGCAAGAAGAAUGGCGGUGGAGAGAUCAGCUCUGUGACUGUUUCUAAAAGCACACCUGGAACAGCCUUCAUCACAUUUGAGGAGAACAAGGUUGCCCUAAGACUGGCAGAGAAAGGAAAGCAGGUUUUUAAGGUGAAUGACAAAAGCUAUGAUGUCAAGAUCAGUCUCCACCAUAAAGAAGUGGAUCCAGAUGAGGUCCUAUUGUAUAUGUCUCUGACUGUGGACCACAAUAAGCUCCCUGAAGGAAAAAGAAGCCUCUUGUCUCUGCAUGAAACUUUUCCAGACAUCCGUCUGACUUUUGACCCCCAAACAGACCUUUGCACUCUGAGUGGUUCCUAUACUAAAGUUCAGUCACUUAGCAGCCUAAUCCUAGGAUCACUGGAAUCACAGAAACAGAAUUCUGGAGGUGGAAUCCCAUCAAAGAAAAAGAGCCAAGAAAAGCACAGCUUACCCCCAGAGAAGACAGAUAACAACCCUCUAGGGGCAAACAUAGCAGCUGGAGGGGCAAAGUAUGCUCCACACACUGACAAGUUGGAUCUAGAAAUGGAGAGCACAGUCUGGAAAACAGGUGGGGAGCUGUAUGAUUAUUCAUCCAACAUCCAGCAAGCAUCACAUGAAGAUUUUAUGGAAGACAAAUGGGACUUAGAGCCAGAUGAUGGGACCUCUUUUGAAGACUUUUCCCUGGCUGUUGACUCAGACAUCUUCCUUUACCUCCAUAAGUACUGCAACAAGGAGUACCAAAGCAUCCUCAGGCGGCACAGGGUGGAAGUACUUGAUGUGACCUGCGAAGACAUCACCACCUUGUACCUGAAGCCAAAAAAAACACUCUCGGAGCGUGGCAUGAGCUCUGUUGGAAAGGCCCACCAAGACCUAGCAAAUCUGUACCAGGAGAAAGGGUCCCAGUUACGCAGAGAGAAUAUAUCUAAGAGUGGCAUCCCUGUGGAACACCUUGAGCAUGCCUUGGAAAGCCUUAAGGAGAGGCUACCAAAGCUGAUGAUAGACGAAGAUAAAGGGAAUGUUUAUUUGGUAGGAAGUAAAAGUGACGUGUCUGAGGCCAAGCAGUUUAUAGUCGAUGUGAAAGGGAUUCGGAUGGAUAAAGACAUCAACUCAGACCAUCCGUUUACUCCUUUUCAGCCCACUUUUUUAGCUCACCAAGGGGGUUCCUUAUCAUUAGAACAACCAGCAGAGCAGUCAGGCCUCUUUCAGCCAACUGGGGGCAAGUUUCAGGGUUCAGAUGACUUAUUCAAUCCAAGGAAGGACUACCAAAAGACAAGCAAUGAAGAGAUUCAUGCCUCUACUGAGAUUAAGCCUACAUCUGGUGAAGUGAAGCGUUUUGAUGAUCACACACACUCUGGCCUCGUUACCUUACAAACUCAAACUAAGGCAGUGAUGGAUGAAGAUAUAUUUCUUGCCAGAAGAAAUUAUGACACUUCAGAGGAGAAACCCCUCCAAAAAAUGGAAUGUGGUGGUUGGUAUGACAAGGAUAAGUAUGUAGAUUCUCUGUUUCUCCCUCCCAAGUCUUCUUCUAUAUUUUCCUCCUCUGAUGUGAACAAGAGACCAUUGGACAACCCGCACUUUAUUUCAGAGGAAACUAAACUUAAAGGGCAUCCAGACACUACCUCAAAUGGCUUAGAGAAGCAACACAAGUCAGGUAAAGGGCAUAAGACCAAACGAGCUGAGUCAGGGAGAGAGCUGAAAAUGGCUGCUAAUUUUAGCAAAGGGGCGUCAGUUGGCGUUACGGAGUCUGCUUGGAACUCAAAAGAUGCUGAAAACCAAAAAACAGCACCCAAACUGGAAGAGGUUGUGUCUGUAAAUGAAAAGUCUCCUGAUAGUAAACACCCACACUCCCUUCCCUUUAUCAAGCCAUCAAUGAAUAGUAAUCUGAAACCAAACACCAUGUCUGGUAAUACAGUUGCAAAGGGCAGUGUUCUGAGCAAGAUGGAUGCUCAGAUACUUAAAGCUGACCUGAAGAAACCUGGACAAUUUCCUUCCAACUUGACUGAGAAGAAGCCAAUAGUGAUGCCAGCUUAUUCAAUUGAUUCUCACAGUUUCUCCUUAGGUCACAUGGAUCUAUGUGGAGACAUAGGAAUCAAUAAGAAUCCCACAGUGCCUUCAGGAUCCACUCGGAAAAGAUCCAAUAGCUUCUCUGGCAAAGUCAGAAAAAGCAAAGAUGAACCAGCAGCUGUAGACCUGUUUGGUGGGCAAAAGGAAAGAAGCCAAGGUUCACAGACAAAAGAAGUUACCACUGUGGAUAUCCGUGUGUCCAUAAGAUUGUGGCUCUAUCUUAAGUCAGUAUAUACUACUGAAAUUGACAAUUUAACAUCUGAUCUACAAAUUAAAGAAACAUAUGAUAAGGAGGAUGUCAUUUUGUGUCUGAGGGGUGCAGACCCAGAAAAGGUGAAUAAAUGCCACCGUGAUUUGAAGAGUCUCAUUGGCACAGUUGAAAUGGACUUUGAUACAAGAACACUACCCCUAUCCAUACUUGGAUUGUCAGACCCUAAGGACAAGACCUUGGCAGAGUUCUGUUCAGUAAUGAAACAACUCCAUGAGAAGGUUAAGACUGUAGUCAUGUCCAGGUCUGUAAUGAUCCUGGGACCUGUGUCAGCAUGUCAGGAAGUGGAGGCAACUAUGAUGGAGGUUUUUCAUACAGGGGUCAGUGAUGCAAAGGCACAGAUGGAGAGUUGGGAGCCUCAUAAGCCAAGCAGUCAUGAAGUAAGGACAACUAACAGCGAUGCCAAUCAUCCAACACCAACAGGUGAAAAUGCACAAACUGUCAGCAAGAAUUAUCUACCUAAAAUAUCGGGUCAAAGUAGCAAUGAGAAAUCAAAUAAUGUUCCCCGAUUACUGGAAGAUAGAACCAGAGACACAACACUGGAUGCAGUCAACAAAGACAACCAAGAGCAAGACAAUUAUAACAAGAUGGAAGGAGAGCAAGGGACAGAGGAAAGGACGCAAGGCUUAGACAAGAAGGGCCGUACUUUGAAGGUACAGCUAGGAGAGGAUUGGACUAUGAAUAAGGGGAGUGUAAAAGCUGACAACGUCAUCAACUCAGGUUCAGAAGAUGAAGCAAAUGGCACAGCUGAUGGAGACCACAGAACCACAACCACUUUGUGGAAGUACUCUGAUCAAGAAGGUCACUCUCAGAUGAAAGGAACCCUUAUCAAACAGGUGCACCUAGGUGGUUCUGUGGACCAAAUGGAUGUUCCACAACCACUGAAAGUCACGAGCACUGCUUUGCCAUCCUAUGUGAGUGAAAAUCAAGGCUUCCCUUUAUCCUGCGUGUGUGGUGCUCAGAGCAGCACUGUUAAUCGAACUGCAUGUGGCAUGAACCUCUGCUCUCAGUGCCUUAAAGAAACUCAUGCCAGCUGCAAGCUCUGCCCAGCAGAAACUAAACAGGACACCCGGGGUAUCAAAGGUACCAUGUCUGUUCGAGAAUCAACCAUCACAAUUCCUGGAUUCAUCAGAGACACAACACUAAAGAUUGUCUAUGAGAUACCUGAUGGUAUUCAAGGGGAGGGUCAUCCCUGCCCUGGGGCACCUUUUAAAGGGGACAGGUUUGAAGCCUACUUACCCACUUAACGGAGAUACUAAAAGACUGGUGCCUCUUCUGGAGAAAGCUUUUCAGAAAGGCCUCACCUUCACCGUGAAAGCCACAUUUUCAGAAGACCAAGAGAAGGAGUGGGGUGGAGAAGGACGAGUUGUUUGGGGCAGUAUUCCUCACAAAACCAGGAUAGACGGUGGCGCUUCUAAACAUCACAGUGAACCCUGUUAGCACACUGCUAACCUCAGUUCACCUGACAAAGUACCUGCAGAAGUGCUUCUUAGUGAGUACAUAUGCAUGCUAAAGUAGUGAUUACUGAACAGUUGUGAACUUGUGGGUUGCUGACUACAUGCUCCUGUGAGACAUGAAAAAAUAACUAAAAUCACUAAUUUAUUCAUUCAUUAGCAUAUUAAUUGCACUUUUGAUGAAAACAGGUUAUUGUUUACAAGUUUUUGCUAAUCCUGUUGAACAACCUGUAUACUAUUUAAAUAAUCUUAAGAACAUCCAUCAAAAAGCUUGUUUAAAUGCUUGAAAAUCUUCUUUAAGACAAAUAUUAGUGGUUGAGGUGUAUUUAUGUAUUAAUUUAUUUUUUUUUAUCUGUUGUUCUAAUUGCCCACACAAGCAGUUUAUUCUCAGCCAGAACAGUGUGAGAACACAGCCGUUGUGCUAAUUUUCUAGUUGUUAAUAAAUAGUCGGUUAGUAAUUGUAGCGUUAAUAAAAUCAUAAAAUUAUGGUAACAAGUUUACUAACCUACGAAAUCAUGCUAAUCUUCUAGUUGAUGAUAAAUAAUAAAUUAGUAAUUGAGUGGUAAUAAUAGUAAUAAUAAUAAUAAAAAUAAUGUUACCCAAUUUUAAAUACCCAUUAAUAAAACGUUAAUUUUCCAGCUGAUACAAAAUAUUUUUACGUAUAUAGGUAUAAGGUGUCCAGCAUAAUAUCUGCUUAAUCAAAACAUCACCCCGAUUCUUUUGAACCAUUGUAGGGUUUUAUGAUAUUAGAGUUAUUACUCCAAACAUAGUGAAGUUGUCCUGUUGAAAUCAUGUGAUAUUAAUACUUCUACUAUUGUUUCUUACCUGUUAUGUAUUUAAAUGUGAUGUACAGACAGUUACAGGCUGUAAUUACAGUGAAACUAGAUGUAGUCAGAGCUGUAAAAUGCAAACCUACUUGUUUCUCAGUUACUGCAGUUCACACCAGGUGAUAACGUCAGUUUUUCAGAAUAACGUGGCAAACUGCCCUGAAAUUAUGACUGCAGUUAUAUUAUGAGAAUUACUUUAUUAUAGUCACCCAUGGUUAUUCUAUUACUUUUAUAUCACACCCACUUACAGACAGUGCAGUUAACCAGGAACAGACGAGGUAGAUAUUUUGACAUUAUACAGAAUCAACAUCACAUCCCCCUUUUGUGUUACCAGUAAACAGAAUACUGUUACUUUAUUAUAAAGCACAGAUCUGGCAAAGAAGAAACUCACAACCCCACCAGAUAUAUCUUUCUACAGCAUGUUCAUCUUUCUUUAACUUAACUUUCAGUAAAUGUAGAAAAUUGCAUGUCGCGUUUCAGCUUGUUACCACUAUUUUACUAUUAUUAUUACCAACUUGUUGCCAUUUCAGUUAUUGUUUACACCAGCUUAUUAUUAACAACUUGAAAAUUAGUGUGUAAUUUUUUGCUAAAUGCAACCAUAGAUACAUACCAUACAUACCUAGAUGCUGCGUGGUCCGUUGUUCUCUAUGUGAGGCGAUACGUCUGCGCGUCCACCAUGUUGGAGAGGUCAAGAUCCACUUGUGAACAAAUUCACUUGUAUUGAGAGACGAUGAGUCUCAGGAUUAAAUCAGCCACAACUUCCUUAUUACUCAACUGAUUUUCACCAAAUCUGUUUUGUUUAUAAUCCUCAGACACAGAUUAAUCUAGGCUGCACGGUCUGCUCUCGGUAGAUUUUAUUUCUUUAUUAACUGAUCGUGCUAAUUAGCCGUCCGGACCAGCAGGAAAGUAUUUUAGUCUGCACCUGACGUUAAAAACUGAGUUUAGC
Messenger RNA from Colossoma macropomum (tambaqui), 5811 nucleotides. RefSeq lists its product as uncharacterized. The record is from RefSeq and is a predicted model, not a curated record. NCBI's taxonomy places the organism in Eukaryota, Metazoa, Chordata, Actinopteri, Characiformes, Serrasalmidae. The transcript has 8 exons. The coding region runs from base 160 to 3831 and encodes 1223 amino acids. Gene Ontology annotation, molecular function: RNA binding.